Molecule: messenger RNA, 2113 nt
Organism: Anas platyrhynchos (mallard)
Lineage: Eukaryota; Metazoa; Chordata; Aves; Anseriformes; Anatidae
Gene: ANKRD13B
Product: ankyrin repeat domain 13B
Cellular component (GO): cytoplasm
Molecular function (GO): protein binding
Source: RefSeq, a predicted model, not a curated record
GGGGGGGGAUUGGGGGUGGGGGGGGGCAGCCCCGGCCGGGAGGUGCCCGCCCCGCUCGGCUCCGCUCCGCUCCGCGCCCCGCGCCCCGCUCCGCCCCGCUCCGCGCCCGCCGCUCCCCGCAAUGCUCCGAGGAUGCUCGCGUCUUGCUCGGGCAGGAAGGGGCCGGAGGGCAGGUACCCGCUGCACUACCUCGUCUGGCACAACCGAGCCCGGGACCUGGAGCGGGAGCUCAGCGCCAAGCAGGCCGACAUCGAGCAGCUGGACCCCCGAGGACGCACCCCGCUGCACUUGGCCACCACGCUGGGCCACCUCGAGUGCGCCCGGGUGCUGCUGAAGCAUGGAGCUGACGUGGGCAAGGAGAACCGCAGCGGCUGGACGGUGCUGCAGGAGGCCGUGAGCACCCGGGACCUGGAGCUGGUGCAGCUGGUCCUGCGCUACCGCGACUACCAGCGAGCCAUCAAGCGCCUGGCCGGGAUCCCCAUCCUGCUGGAGAAGCUGCGCAAGGCCCAGGACUUCUACGUGGAGAUGAAGUGGGAAUUCACCAGCUGGGCCCACCCGGGGGACGCAGGGUGGCCCCGUCCCCGGCUGGGCUAUCGCCGUCUCCCCCCAGUGCCGCUGGUGUCCAAGAUCUGCCCCAGCGACACGUACAAGGUGUGGAAGAGCGGCCAGAACCUGCGGGUGGACACCACGCUGCUGGGCUUCGACCAUAUGACCUGGCAGCGGGGCAACCGCAGCUUCGUCUUCCGCGGGCAGGACACCAGCGCCGUGGUGAUGGAGAUCGACCACGACCGGCGGGUGGUCUACUCGGAGACGCUGGCCCUGGCCGGCCACGACCAGGAGGUGCUGCUGGCUGCUGUGCAGCCCACGGAGGAGCAGGUGAUGGGGCGGCUCACGGCCCCCGUCGUCACCACCCAGCUCGACACCAAGAACAUCGCCUUCGAGAGGAACAAGUCCGGGAUCCUGGGCUGGCGGAGUGAGAAGACGGAGAUGGUGAACGGGUACGAGGCCAAGGUCUACGGGGCGUCCAACGUGGAGCUGAUCACGCGGACGCGGACCGAGCACCUCUCGGACCAGCACAAGGGCAAGAGCAAAGGCAGUAAGACCCCGCUGCAGUCCUUCCUGGGCAUCGCCGAGCAGCACGUGGGGCCCAACAACGGGACGCUGAUCACGCAGACGCUGAGCCACGCCAACCCCACGGCCAUCACCCCCGAGGAGUACUUCAACCCCAACUUCGAGCUGGGCAACCGGGACAUGGGGCGGCCCAUGGAGCUCACCACCAAGACGCAGAAGUUCAAGGCGAAGCUGUGGCUGUGCGAGGACCACCCGCUGUCCCUCUGCGAGCAGGUCGCCCCCAUCAUCGACCUGAUGGCGAUCAGCAACGCGCUCUUCGCCAAGCUGCGGGACUUCAUCACCCUGCGCCUCCCGCCCGGCUUCCCCGUCAAAAUCGAAAUCCCCAUCUUCCACAUCCUCAACGCCCGCAUCACCUUCGGGAACCUCAACGGGUGCGACGAGCCCGUCAGCUCCCUGCGGCACAGCCCCAGCAGCGAGGCGCCCUCGCCCAGCAGCGACUCCUCCAGCGUCAGCAGCUCCAGCUCCCUCACGUCGUGCCGGGCGUGCGAGAUGGACCCGGCGCUCUUCGAGGUGCCGCGGGGGUACAGCGUGGUGGGCACCCACCAGGACGCCCUGCGGGAGGACGAGGACGACCUGCUGCAGUUCGCCAUCCAGCAGAGCCUGCUGGAGGCGGGCAGCGAGUACGACCAGGUCACCAUCUGGGAGGCUCUGACCAACAGCAAGCCGGGCACCCACCCCAUGUCCCACGAGGGCCGCCGAGGAGACAGGUUGGUAAGGACUCCCCAGCACACGGCAGCCCCCCGAGCCCCGGGCAGCCCGUCUCCAGGGGGGGGCGGGGGUCCCGGGGCGCUGCUCCCCAGCUACGCGGAGCAGCUGCGCUUGGCCAUGGCGCUGUCGGCACGGGAGCAGGAGGAGGCCGAGAGGAGGACGAGGCAGGAGGAAGAGGAGCUGCAGCGCAUCCUGCAGCUCUCCCUGACCGACAAGUGACCCCCCGCUGAGCCCCCCCAGCCCCCCGGUUUUCCCCCCCCAGGGACGGGGAGAA